UCUCCUAACUUUUCCUUAAGCGAAAUUAUUUCCUCCCUUUCCCCCCCCACACUUAUUCCCGGGCGGUCCCCCUUAAUUUAUGGUGUGGGGUAUAUAUUCCGCUUAUUCUUUUUUCAUGUGCAUAUUAUCAUUCCGAAUUAUCAUCACGCAAUCAUCCUUACAUGCCAAAAAAGCUUAUCAUAUGAAAAUGUAUUUAGAAUGAUAUACAGCGAUCACUUUAUUUUUUGACAAGAAGGCGUGAUGGUAUAUCACGUGAGUCUCAUGCUGUCUAGAUGACGACUACAGUCACAAGGACAAUCCACAAAACAAAAAGAAAACCAACUUGCUUUGUGUCUUUUUUUUUCUUUAUGUCUCUUGUUAAAUUUAUACCUUUCCAAUCUUCUGUUGAUGCUGCAUUUUGGCAGUCUUUUGUUUCCAAGAAAUUAGAUAUCUUGAAACUAUCAAGUGAACCUCAAACGAUUCAUGGUUAUUAUACACUGGGACAGAUAGCAACAGACCAAGGUCAUCAAGUGAUGAUACCAGGGCCAUUUUGUAUUCCAGCAGAGGGAUUAGAUAACAGUACAGAGAGAGGAUAUCCUGUCCAAGGUACUUUGGUCAACACCAAUACCAUGGAAGAAUUUAGUAAAAUGAAUAAAAAUCAAUUAUUUCAACACGUGACUGAAACAAUCGUGGCAGCAGUCAAAAGUAGAGAAGCCAUAGAGAACCCAAGUAGACUGAAUUCGUUUUUGUUAUUGACAUUUGCUGAUCUUAAGAAAUACAAGUUUUAUUAUUGGUUUGCAUUUCCUGCACUCAUGCCUAGUGUCCCAUGGCAAUGCGUACAUCAGGAGUCUAUCCAUAUCACUUUGGAAAAUGCUUAUCACCCUUAUUUCUUGAUUAAAAAGGAAAUAUCUACUGGGAAAUUACGGGUAGCACCAUUCAGUGAAUUUAAUCAGUUUUUUGAGAAUCAUGAUCAAUGUAUGAUAGGGUUUGUGGACCCCUCAACAGCCACAGAUGCAUUUGGUUGGCCAUUAAGAAACUUACUUUAUUUGGUCUAUACAACAUGGCAAUUAAGAAAAUUCAAAGUAUGUUGUUAUCGUGGUCAACAGACAUCGAUUGUGUUGGAUGUGGAAUUACCAGCCAAUGCUGUGUAUGACAACAAGGCAGUAGGAUGGGAAAAAAACCCACAAGGUGCAUUAGGUCCUCGUAUGGUUGAUUUGGGACCAUUGAUGGACCCUACAAGAUUGGCUGAUACGUCUGUUGAUUUAAAUCUGAAGUUAAUGCGAUGGAGAGUAAUGCCUGACCUUGAUUUAGAAAAGAUAAAACAGACCAAAUGUUUAUUGUUAGGUGCAGGGACAUUGGGCUGUUAUGUGGCCCGAUGUUUAGUGGGAUGGGGCGUGCGUCAUGUUUCGUUUGUAGAUAAUGGUCAAGUAUCUUUUUCAAAUCCCGUACGACAACCACUCUAUCAAUUCCAAGAUGCUCUCCGCAGUGCACCUAAAGCAGAAACAGCAGCGAAACAAUUAAAGCUAAUUCAGCCUACCAUGACUGCCUUAGGGUAUGAUUUAAAUAUCCCUAUGCCUGGCCAUCCUUAUAACUCAGACGAGAAAUUAAAGCAUGAUAUGGAAAAACUGAUAGCAUUGAUUCAACAACAUGAUGUGAUUUAUUUAUUAACAGAUAGCCGAGAAAGUCGAUGGUUCCCUACCUUGAUUGGCUCACAACAGAACAAAAUAGUGAUUAACAGUGCACUUGGAUUUGAUACUUAUCUUGUGAUGCGACAUGGUUCACGUCAAUCUAAUGUAGGCUGUUAUUUCUGUAAUGACAUUGUUGCUCCAACAGAUUCGCUUACGGAUCGUACAUUGGACCAACAAUGUACAGUAACAAGACCUGGAUUAGCUGCUAUCGCAGGUGCAUUAUCAGUCGAAUUAAUGGUAUCUCUUCUACAACAUCCAGACGGGAUCAAUGCAAAAGCAGAUAAUAAUCAACAUCUUCUGGGUUUACUUCCACAUCAGAUACGAGGCUUUCUUGGGCAAUUUAGCAACAUGCUGAUCGUAGGACAAGCAUAUGAUAAAUGCACAGCUUGCUCAGAAAAGGUUAUUCAUGCCUAUGAACAAGACCCUUUAGAUUUUAUCAACAAAGUCUUGAAAGAACCUAAUUAUUUGGAAGACAUUACAGGCUUGGCUGACCUGAAAAAAGAGAGUGAGGCUUUAUUGCUUCAUGAUUGGGCAGAACAAGUAGAGGAUGAUUUCUAGGGUGGGAAAAUUUUCUAUCAAUAAAAUCUUUUUGAUUGUCCCCC
Messenger RNA from Gilbertella persicaria, 2269 nucleotides. RefSeq lists its product as uncharacterized. Lineage: Eukaryota; Fungi; Mucoromycota; Mucoromycetes; Mucorales; Choanephoraceae. Gene Ontology annotation, biological process: autophagy of mitochondrion; protein modification by small protein conjugation; cellular response to nitrogen starvation. The record is from RefSeq and is a predicted model, not a curated record. Gene Ontology annotation, cellular component: cytoplasm; phagophore assembly site. Gene Ontology annotation, molecular function: Atg8 activating enzyme activity; Atg12 activating enzyme activity. The transcript has 10 exons. Bases 348 to 2225 code for a protein of 625 amino acids.